UUUUGCUUUCAGACUAUGUACAUACUACAAAGUCUUCAAGUGGACUAAAAAUAGAAACGGAAAAAGCUUUCACACUUUGGAUUCUUUAAUCAUUUUGGUUCUGUUUCUUUUUCUUAUUCUUUUGAGUCUUAUAUUUUAUCCUCCCAUAUUUGCUGUCAAGCCUUUAAGAAAGUGUCUAUAUUAUUUUACUUGCUCAUCUCCAUGGUUUAAGAAUCUUGUUUUGAAUCUAUAUGAAACUCGUUGACUCUACAAAAUCCUCAUGUGCUAAGUUCCAAGGUUAUGUUCUUGUGAGCACUCUGUAACUAUAUUUUGAAAAAUGGGGGAUACAUAUGAGAACCAACCUCCUGAGAAGCUUCAGGGGAAGUAUCAAGCUAUGGUUGUUUGCUGUAUUCUCGGAAUUGGAUCCCUCGUCGCUUGGAACAGUAUGCUAACUAUAGCAGAUUACUAUUACCAAGUCUUCCCGGAUUAUCAUCCUUCAAGAGUACUCACACUUGUUUACCAACCAUUUGCGCUUGGAACAAUCGUGAUUCUCACAUACCACGAAUCAAAAAUGAAUACUCGAAAACGUAACCUGAUCGGUUACACUCUAUUCACAAUAUCCACAUUCUUGCUCAUAGUCUUGGAUUUGGCAACAAAAGGACGUGGUGGAGUCGGACCAUAUAUCGGUUUAUGCGCAGUCGUUGCUUCUUUUGGCCUCGCGGAUGCUACCGUUCAAGGAGGAAUGAUCGGUGAUUUAUCAUUGAUGUGCCCUGAACUAGUUCAGUCAUUCAUGGUGGGUUUGGCUGUAGCGGGUGCGCUAACAUCAGCGCUAAGGCUAACAACUAAAGCAGCUUUCGAGAAAUCAAACGACGGUCUACGAAAAGGAGCAAUGAUAUUCUUAGCAAUCUCAACAUUCAUAGAGUUACUCUGCGUGUUGUUAUACGCGUACGUGUUCCCGAAACUCCCCAUUGUUAAGUAUUACCGGAGAAAAGCCGCUUCUGAAGGUUCCAAAACUGUUUCAGCAGAUCUUGCUGCUGCUGGUAUCCAAAAUCCAUCAGAUUUGGUAACUUCAGAGAAUCUAUCUUUCUUAACUUUUUUGCUUUUUAAAAAAUAUUAUUCACUCCUAAACAGUCUUAAGCUUCUUGAUUCCAUGCAGACUGAUGAUGAUUCCAAGAAUCAAAGACUAAGCAACAAAGAGUUGUUGCUUCAAAACAUAGAUUAUGCAGUGAAUCUGUUUCUCAUCUACGUAUGUACGUUAUCCAUUUUUCCCGGGUUCUUAUAUGAGAACACUGGAAAACAUGGGCUAGGAGAUUGGUACGCGCUUGUCCUGGUAGCAAUGUACAAUUGUUGGGAUCUGGUUGGAAGGUACACGCCGCUGUUGAAAUGGCUCAAGUUUGAGAACAGGAAAUUGAUCACAAUUGCGGUUUUAUCGCGUUACUUACUCAUUCCCGCGUUCUACUUCACUGCAAAAUAUGGUGAUCAAGGAUAUAUGAUUAUGCUAAUUUCUGUUUUGGGAUUGACUAAUGGACAUCUCACUGUUUGCAUUAUGACUAUAGCUCCUAAAGGCUACAAGGGUCCGGAGCAGAAUGCGUUAGGAAACUUGUUGGUGAUCUUUCUGUUAGGAGGGAUAUUUGCAGGAGUGGCUUUGGAUUGGUUAUGGCUUAUUGGUAAGAAGGAUGCCUUUUGAGUACUAAUCACUCCAAAACCAUUGAUUCACUUUUACUUAAUCUGCUUUGUCUUUAUUAUUCUUUGCAUUGUAACCUCUUUAAGUGUUCUUAUCCACAAAAACAGAGGAUAUGUAAUUACAUUUGCUAUAGACCAUAAAGCGUUUAAGAGUGAUUGUUUCUUAUCACUGA
Messenger RNA from Camelina sativa (false flax), 1835 nucleotides. NCBI's taxonomy places the organism in Eukaryota, Viridiplantae, Streptophyta, Magnoliopsida, Brassicales, Brassicaceae. The record is from RefSeq and is a predicted model, not a curated record.